AUGAGCGAGCCGUACGAAGCCAGAGUGAGCAGCAUCAAUGCGGAGGCAGACGACAUUGAUGAAUCCUUCUUGGCCGACCUGAGUAACUUCAGCGACGCUGACGAUAGCCGUGAGGACGAGAAUUUCCUGGAUAUGUACAACCUAACGCCUAAAGAACGAUUAUUGCAUACUAUAAGGCGGAGUAUCAAUGGACUCAGCGAUCAGUUCUACAGAUUGGCCCUCUGGAAGCGAGUGUUGAUUGGGAUCUUCACUGCUUGCAUAGCGGUGCUGGCCAUUCUGAUGCUUAUCUUCCACAACUCGAUACUGCAGAAAGUGGUGGAGAUGUCGGACGAUCUGAAAGAUAAACGCAUUACGCCACUUGUGCUGGUUCUACUCAUCUUUUCUGUCGGUUUCCCACCGAUGAUCGGGUUCUCGUUGUUAUCUACUUGUACAGGACUGAUCUACGGUGUCAGCUUCCAAGGGUGGUUGAUUCUCUCCCUAGGGGCUGUUCUCGGGUCGAUAGCGUCGUUCUGUCUGUUCAAGACGCUGCUGCAAUCGCAGGCCCAGAAACUCGUACAUUCCAAUCGCCGAUUCGAGGCGUUCGCUGCAAUCCUGCAGGAGAACAAUAGCUAUUGGGUCUUGGCGUUGCUCAGACUUUGUCCUUUCCCUUACUCGCUAACCAACGGUGCCAUUGCAGCUGUUUACGGAAUUUCGGUGCGCAAUUUCUCCAUUGCGCAGGCGAUCACGACGCCCAAGUUGCUGAUCUACCUGUUUAUUGGCUCUAGAAUUAGGAGCAUGGGUGAGGAUGAAUCGGCAGGGUCGAAGCUCUUCGACCUCAUGAGCAUUAUCAUUGCAGUCGCAGCCUUUACAGUGACAGCAUGGGUCCUUUACGCCAAAACCCAAAGAAAGUUCGCGGAAAUUCUGCGUCGGGAGCGACAGUUGAACUCUAGCAGUGAUCUCGUCUUUGAUCCUUCCUUUGAAGUCUAA
Messenger RNA from Torulaspora globosa, 966 nucleotides. It is a transcript of the gene TVP38, whose product is annotated as Tvp38p. Gene Ontology annotation, cellular component: Golgi membrane. Lineage: Eukaryota; Fungi; Ascomycota; Saccharomycetes; Saccharomycetales; Saccharomycetaceae. The transcript has a single exon. The record is from RefSeq and is a predicted model, not a curated record. Gene Ontology annotation, biological process: mitotic spindle elongation; vesicle-mediated transport. The coding region runs from base 1 to 966 and encodes 321 amino acids.